UCAAUUUUAAUAAUGAAUUUUAGGAAAAUAUGUUCAGAGUUGUUUAAAACAAAUUUCAUUUUCCGAUCGAUAUCUCAAAUAUCGAUAAAACCCGAGACAAGGAUUCAGGACAUUCUUCGGCAACACUUCCCGAAGGCCACCGAAAUUGAGGUGAAGGACAUAUCGGGCGGUUGUGGCGCUAUGUUUGAGAUAUACGUCCAGACAAUUGAGUUCACGGGUCUUAACACACUUAAGCAACAUAUUAUGGUUAAUAAGGCACUUAAUCAACAAAUCAAAGAUAUGCACGGAAUCAGGAUUUAUACAUCACUUCCGCAAAAGUAGUCAUAUAUAUACAUCACUGGACAUCAAUUGAUUUAUAAU
Oppia nitens is the source of this 360-nucleotide messenger RNA. Its product is annotated as bolA-like protein 3. The record is from RefSeq and is a predicted model, not a curated record. The transcript is spliced from 3 exons. The coding region runs from base 13 to 321 and encodes 102 amino acids. NCBI's taxonomy places the organism in Eukaryota, Metazoa, Arthropoda, Arachnida, Sarcoptiformes, Oppiidae.